Messenger RNA from Oldenlandia corymbosa var. corymbosa, 1065 nucleotides. NCBI's taxonomy places the organism in Eukaryota, Viridiplantae, Streptophyta, Magnoliopsida, Gentianales, Rubiaceae. The record is from the annotation of a GenBank genome assembly.
AUGUCCGGUCAAUCAGCAAAGAGAUUACAGAUCGGUGAAGCAGUCAAAAAGGGAAUUGUCAACAAUGAAACACUUGGUUAUUUCAUUGGGAGAGUUUACCUGUUCUUAACACGGCUUGGGAUAGACAAAGAACGAUUGAGAUUCAGGCAGCAUCUUGCAAAUGAGAUGGCUCAUUACGCCUCAGAUUGUUGGGAUGCCGAGAUUGAAUGCUCUCAUGGCUGGAUUGAGUGUGUUGGAAUCGCAGAUCGAUCUGCAUAUGAUCUGCGCGCACAUUCUGACAAAAGUGGCGUCGCGCUUGUUGCUCAGGAGAGGUUUCCAGAACUCAGGGAAGUCGAGAAACUGGUUAUUGCGCCGGUGAAGAAGGAACUCGGCCUAGCAUUCAAAGGGAACCAAAAGAUGGUCAUUGAAUCCCUGGAGGCAAUGGAUAAGAAAGAAGCCUUGGAGAUGGAGGCUAAUCUAGAAUCAAAAGGUGAGGUGGAGUUUUACGUAUGCACUCUUGGGAAGGAUGUGACUAUCAAGAGUAACAUGGUAUCGAUUUUCAAGGAAAUAAAGAAAGAACACCAGAGGGGUUUUACACCUUCUGUGAUUGAGCCAUCGUUUGGAAUUGGGCGUAUUAUAUAUUGUCUUUUUGAGCAUGCUUUUUACAUGAGGCCAAGCAAAGCUGGGGAUGAUGAGCAGCAGCAGCUGAACGUGUUCCGUUUUCCUCCUCUUGUGGCCCCAUUCAAAUGCACUGUGUUCCCUCUUGUUCAGAAUGAUCAGUAUGAAGAAGUUGCUAAGUUAAUCUCCAAAUCAUUGACUGCCCGUGGAAUUUUACAUGAGAUUGAUAUAACAGGUACCUCUAUCGGAAAACGCUACGCCAGAACGGAUGAACUUGGUGUGCCCUUUGCGAUUACAGUGGAUUCGGCAUCAUCAGUGACAAUCCGAGAGAGAGAUAGCAAGGACCGAAUUCGUGUUGACCUGGAAAAGGUUGCUUUGGUUGUGAAGGAGUUGACUGAGGGAAACACCACCUGGGAUGAUAUUCUAAAGAUCUACCCCCUUCACUCUCCUGGAUCUGUAGAUGAGUGA